Messenger RNA from Choloepus didactylus (southern two-toed sloth), 1741 nucleotides. Its product is annotated as EP300-interacting inhibitor of differentiation 1-like. Gene Ontology annotation, molecular function: transcription corepressor activity. NCBI's taxonomy places the organism in Eukaryota, Metazoa, Chordata, Mammalia, Pilosa, Megalonychidae. The transcript has a single exon. Bases 56 to 631 code for a protein of 191 amino acids. Gene Ontology annotation, biological process: negative regulation of DNA-templated transcription. Gene Ontology annotation, cellular component: nucleoplasm. The record is from RefSeq and is a predicted model, not a curated record.
AAAUAAAAGUAAAGCUAUAGGAAAACGCUGUGCUAGCGCUCAAGCAGCUUGUGAGAUGUCUGAAAUGUCCGUGUUGUGCGAGUUGUAUGAAGAGAGCAGUGACCUGCAGAUGGAUGUGAUGCCUGGCGAGAGUGACCUUCCGCAGAUGGAGGUAGGCAGCGGGAGCCGGGAGCCAUCCCCGAGCCCCUCCCGCAACGGGGCCCCGCCACAGCUCGAGGAAGAAGGCCCAAUGGAGGAGGAGGAGGCCCAGCCAAUGGCGGAGCCUGUGGGGAAAUGGGGCCUUGGGAACGGUCCUAACCCUGGGGAGCAGCCAGGCCAGAUCGCAGCCCCAUACUUCGAGAGUGAGGACGAGGGUGAGGAAUUUGAUGACUGGGAGGACGACUACGACUAUCCCGAAGAGGAGCAGCUGAGUGGUGCAGGCUACAGAGUGUCCGCGGCCCUCGAAGAAGCCAACAAGAUGUUUCUGAGAACAUCUAGAGCAAGAGAAGCAGCCCUAGAUGGCGGAUUUCAGAUGCAUUAUGAGAAGACCCCGUUUGAUCAGUUGGCUUUUAUCGAAGAGCUCUUUUCACUUAUGGUUGUCAAUCGUCUGACUGAAGAACUCGGCUGUGAUGAGAUUAUCGAUAGAGAGUAGUUACAAGCUGUUGGAAGAGGAGGAAACUACUUGAGGAGAGACCCAACAUUCCACUACUUUUUGGGUUCAUUACAAAUAGUUCCGUACCUGUGAAAAACUUGAUCUUCAAAAAGAAAUUUUUUUGUUUUCGUUUUGCAGAAUAGAAUAGGGCAGUGACUGCACAGUUGGAAGAAAAGGAAAAAGGAUCUGUAGACUGUUGAAACCUCUUUUCCAGAAUGUCCUGAAACACCUAUGCCUUUGACUUUGUUAUUGAUCCAGAUUAUUUUCCUUGCAUUGGGGAAGAUCUUACCUACCUGCUUCACAGUAAGGAAUGGUUUUGCAAGAAUAAGUCAUGACCAAGACAAACUGCCAGCAAAGAGCCCAUUGUUGUUAAAACUGUGUAUUGAGACAAAAAAAUAAGCAAAAAGUCCAUCUUAGGGCACAAGAUGUCUUUGAGUUAUUUGGACUGGAAGCCUAUUGAGAAAACUUUGAAAAUUCAAACUUUAUGAUUUAUUCAAACUAGAGUUUUCAAAGGCUAAAUUAUUUGUAUAAGACAGAGUUUUCAGUAUCCCAACAGGAUGAACAAACCCCCUCAAAAAUACAUAUCACAUAUGCUGUAUCUUAAAAUGUGUUUCCAAGAGCAUCUGAAAUUCUGUUUUUACAUGUAUCUUGAUAGUUUAUAAAGCUACUGUGUUCUAUAAUUCAAAAGAAUCCAUUGUUAUGACCAUUUAAAAAAUUAAGACCAAUUAAAAAUUAAGAUUCUCUUAAUAAUGUUUCAAAUGUAAACACUAAAAUUGUAUGUGAAAAUACAGAGAAAAGAAACUAUUUAUAACACCCUUACAUAUUAGGGAAAUUUUCUGUUUUGCUCCCUCUCUAUUUUUCAUGUAACUUGUCAGGCAAAAGAUUAGUUGAACUUCAUAUUAUGAGAACUGUUAGUGAAAAUUUUUCAGUAGAAGGAAAGCUGUACAUCUUGAACUACCAAAAAAAAAAAAAAAAAAAAGACUUUAUGAACAGUUUUGCCAUCAAUCUUUAAAGGUGGUUUUAAACCUGCCCAAAAAUCCACUUCCGUAUCUGUUUCCCUCUUCUCCUCCUCUAAUUAAAGCUUGUUAUUCAUUAUGCACCAGCAUUCAA